Adineta steineri is the source of this 3375-nucleotide messenger RNA. The record is from the annotation of a GenBank genome assembly. Lineage: Eukaryota; Metazoa; Rotifera; Eurotatoria; Adinetida; Adinetidae.
AUGGAUUCAACAUUAUUCGAACAAUUUCUUGGACUAUCAUCAACUCAUUUUCAAUUACCACCAUUAAUUGAAGAAGAAAAUGAUGAUGAACUUUAUCCUUUAAUUAAUAUAGAAUUUUAUCGACUAAAUAAGACGAAAAAAUUACUACUAGCUCGUCCGAAAUCAUCUGCAAUAAAAUCUCGACGUAAUUCUGACGCUAAUAGUACAACAUCUUCUCGACGACCAAGUGGUAGUAUUCCAACACGAUCUGGCGCUAGUUCAACUUCAGCAGCUGCAGCAAGUGGAGCUGUUGAUGAAGCACUAUUCGAAGAUGCAUUCAAUUCAACACCGGCUAUGUCGCUGUCAUCAGGUAAAGAUGUUGAAAAUCAAUUAACAAGUGUUCGAGAUAUACUUGCUGAUACAAAUAAUGAUUGGGAAAAACGUGUUGAAGCACUUAAACGAUUACGUUCGAUCGUAUCCGGUGGUGGUGAUCAAUAUGAUGAAUUUUUUCGUGCACUUCGUCAAUUAGAUUUACCAUUAGUAACAACUGUAAAAGAUCUACGUUCACAAAUUGUUCGUGAAGCUUGUAUUACAUUAGCAUAUAUGUCUAUGCGUUUAACAAAUCGUUUGGAACGUACAGUUGAAUGUGUCAUACCGGCUAUGAUUAAUCUUAUACAAAAUAGUGCGAAAGUUAUGUCAACAAGUGGAGCUGUUGGAAUACGUUAUAUUGUUUCUCAUACACAAUCAAGUAAACUUAUUCCACUUAUAUUAGAUGGAAUUCAAUCAAAAUCGAAAGAAAUUCGAAGACAUACCUAUGAAUUAUUAGUAAUUUUAUUAUCACAAUGGGAUUUUAUUUAUAUGGAAAAACAUGGUCAAUUAAUGCAUGAUCUCAUAAAAAAAGGUUUAUCUGAUGCUGAUGCUGAAGCAAGAUCAAAUGCACGAAGAGCAUUUGGCUUUUUUCGUGAUCAUUUUCCUAUAUUAGCCGAUGCACUUCUUGCUUCGCUAGAUGCUUCAAAAAAGAAAACUUUAAUGGGUGAAAUGAGUAAUGCAUCAAGUACACAUUCAUUAGCAAGUCUAGGUGGUAGUUCAAGAAUACGUACAUCAAAAGAUUUGACAUCAAGACAAACGCGAACAGAUAAUAAUGAUAAACCAAGUUCAUCAAUUAAUCUAACUCGAUCAUCAAGUGCGAAUGAAUUAGCAUUACGACAAAAAAAUCUAUCAUCAACUAGUUUAAAUUCAUCGGCUGUUCAAGCAAAACCUAAUCGCACUCGAUAUGUUCCUCAACAAGCAAAACCUUCUCCAUCAACAUCAUCACGUCCACCACAAACUGUUUCUCAAUCUCAACCAGGUAGUCGUUCAACAUCACCAAAUUCAUUACGAUUAUCUCAUCAAUUAUCAUCAACAUCACGUACAUCAAUAGGUUCACGUUCUCGAAUACCUAUUGGUUCAAAUGGAGGUUCAAGAAUAUCAAGUCGAGAAUCAAGUCCAGGACGAACAAGAUCAUUUGGAUAUCGAGGACCAGGAAGUGAUUAUGGUGAUCAUGCUGGUCAACGUCGUGUUAGUGGUUCAUGGUAUGGUGAUAGUGGUGAUGAUGCAUCAGAAACAUCGAGUAUAUGUUCAGAACGGUCACUUGAAGAUAUUGCUGAUGUUUUACGUCGAAUGGCAAGUAAUGAAUGGGCUGAACGAAAAGAAAGUUUAGCUAGUUUAUAUCAUAUGAUUCGUGCAGGUCGUACAUUCAGUCCUCCGGAAUUAAAACGUUUAACUGAAUUAUUAACAAAACGUUUUUAUGACCCAAAUUCUCAAGUAUUUGCAUCAUUUCUUGAGGUUUUACCUGGUUUUAUAAUAGCUUAUAAACGUGAAUUAAAUAGUUGGUUAUAUGCAUUAUUAACACGUUUAUUAAUACGUAUGGGUGCUCCUGAUUUACUUGAUUCUGUUUAUAAAAAAUUAAAACAAUGUUUAUCAAUUGUUAAUUCAUCAUUUGAUGUUCACGCACAAUUUACCGUUCUUAUUCGUUUUAUCAAUGAUAAUUCAUCAGCACCAAGUAUUAAAGCGAAAGAAAUUGUUUUACGUUAUUUACAACAAGUUAUACAACAUAUGGAACCUGUUGAUAUAACUAAUAAUACAGACAUUCGAACUUCUUUAUCAAAAAUAAUUAGUUGGGCUAAUGAACCGAAAAGUAUUGAAAUGAGAAAAGCAGCACAAGCAGUUAUCUUUGCUUUACAUAAUCUUAAUCGACCGGAAUUUAGUUUAAUGCUUACUGCUCUACCACAAACUUAUCAAGAUACUGCUGCAAAAAUCAUUCAAUCAACGAGUGAUAUGCAAUCAUCAAAUCAUUCACAACUUGACAAUAAAUAUGAUUUUUUUCGACGACCAAGUUUUUCUGGUUUAACAUCUCCAAUGACAACAUCGAUUCAUUCAGAUAUUCAUCCUCCAACUUAUGCAUCUGAUAUGCGUGUUUUAAUGGAAAAUAUGCAAGCACUAAAUGUUAAUCAUCGACAAGAUGAUUUAUUAAUAAAUUCAGCAUCACUAAAAGAAAAAGAACAUCGUUCAAUGAUUCCAAUUCGUAAUUAUACAUCACAACAUUAUCAUUCAAAUCAAUCACGUACUCAUCCAACAGAAACAUCAGAUAGCAUAUUCGAUGCAGCUGAUCGUCCUGAAGCAAUCGAUAAAGCUCUUAAUAUAGCAAAUGAUAUAACAUCAACCAAAGAUCAACGACAAUAUGCCUUACGUUCUAUAUUAAAAUUUGCUAAAAUCGAUGAUGCUGAAACAUGGGAUUUAGCAUUUAGUAAAACAUUAAAUAUUUUAACACAAAUUCUUGAUAAUCCAAAAGAUGAAACUUUAUAUAAAGUUUAUAGUCUUCGUAUAUUACGUGAAUUAUUAACACAUCAUACAAGUUUAUUUAUGAACUACAUUGAAUUAACUAUAUUUCGAAUAUUAAAAGCUCAAAGUGAACAUGAAAGUGAAAUAACUCGUUCAGCUGAACAAGCCGCACAUGCAGCAGCUGAAUAUUUACCAGCAGAAAAUACAAUUCGUGUACUUAAACCAAUAAUUGAACAAGCAAAAUAUCCAAUGAAUCAAUCGGCUAUAACUAUGUUACAAAAAACAAUUGAACUAAUGAAUAAAGACAUAUGUAUUGAUUUAUUACCUGAAAUGAUUCCACCACUUUUAACCUCUUGGGAUAAUGAAACAUCAAGUGUUAGAAAAGCAGCCGUAUUCUGUUUGGUAUCGAUUUAUUUGGUAGUUGGUGAUGCCCUUCGUACACAUUUACAUAAAUUAAGUGCUAGCAAGCUCAAGUUAUUAAAUGUUUACAUCUCUAAAGCUCAACAACAAACAGCUACAAGUGGCUUAGACAAGUCCACAACAAUGAAUGGAAUUAAUAAUAAUCAAACUUCCUAA